Messenger RNA from Angiostrongylus costaricensis, 480 nucleotides. Lineage: Eukaryota; Metazoa; Nematoda; Chromadorea; Rhabditida; Metastrongylidae. The record is from the annotation of a GenBank genome assembly.
AUGUCAGACGUGAUAUUCGACGAUAUGUUCACGGUUAAGAACAUCGAUCCGGACGGCAAGAAGUUCGAUCGUUGCUCGCGACUGUUUUGCGACUCGGAGUCGUUCAGUAUGGAGUUGAUUUUGGACGUGAAUACGCAAAUUUAUCCUGUCAAUCUCAACGACAAGUUCCGACUGAUGAUCACCACAUCUGUUCGCGACGAUGGGAUGCCCGACGAAGGAGAACACGACCCUCAGGCGAAUUAUUCGCGGGUUGCACAGUUCGAAUACGUUAUGUUUGGACGAGUUUACCGGAUAGAGGGCGACGAUUCAGGGUCGGACGGAACCCGUAUUGCUGCGUAUGCGUCCUUCGGAGGCUUAUUGAUGAGACUGAAAGGAGAGGUAUGGUUUGUUUCCCAUUUGAGAACUUUUGAGUUGUUUUUCGAGCACUCGACAAUCGUUGAUAGCGUUCCAAAAAUGGUUGCAUUUCUGUGUAACGUUUAA